Gongylonema pulchrum is the source of this 417-nucleotide messenger RNA. Lineage: Eukaryota; Metazoa; Nematoda; Chromadorea; Rhabditida; Gongylonematidae. The record is from the annotation of a GenBank genome assembly.
AUGGCCGUCUCGACAAGAUUAGCGUCCCCUUUCCUGCUCAAAAGCUUGUGCGAUGCUCCGGCUCGUCGUUCUGUUGAAGUGAAGCUUUUGUUCGGAAUAAAGUGCUUGCACUUUUCACUGUCCUCCGCUGCUGCAGUCAAAGACCAGCUAUCGAACACGCUUGUGGCACGGGUAGAGUUAAUGUUCUCGGCUGACGCCGUAACAAAUCGAGAACUACCGGAAAAUAAUAACUGUAAUAUUGCCAGAAUAUUUAUCAUCCAUCUGAGGAAUCGUAUGCCUAAACGGAGUUUCGAACUGCACUUGCGUCAAGCGUUGGGCCGCAUAAAAGAUAUUUGUAGUGUAGUGGCUCUUUUGCUUACUGGAGAGGCUUCAGUGCUGAAUCUUUGCAAGGAUAAGCCACAUCCGUAUGCGGACUAA